Molecule: messenger RNA, 1141 nt
Organism: Effrenium voratum
Lineage: Eukaryota; Dinophyceae; Suessiales; Symbiodiniaceae
Source: the annotation of a GenBank genome assembly
GCCACACGUCUCUCGGGGCGCCAUGGGAUCUGAUGCCCAAGCGAUCAGCCGAGGUGGAUGGGCCACGCGACAGCACAGAAGCUGAGGCGAGGUCAGCCACUCCUGCAGCGCAGCCAACCAAACGAGGCCGUGCCACUGCCCCAGAACACGUCACCUACCAGUUGCAGGGUGGACUGAGACAUGUGGAGCCGUAUGACUUUGACUUCACCACGCACGUCAAGCAGCGCUGGGUUGGCAGGAGCAUUCUAGAGGUUUGCGCCUGCGAAUUUGUGGCCUUUCCCCGGCACUACUACGAGGCCUCCAUCGCAGCGGGCCGCGUCACGGUGGAUGGGCGGCGCGUGCAGGCGGAGCACGUACUCCGCGACGGCGAGCUCAUUGUGCACCGUGCUGUGCGGUGCCGGGAAAACCCCGUGCUGGACCGCGGUCCGAUCCAGGUGGUUGCUGAGACAGAGGAGCUCUUGGUAGUCAGCAAGCCGAGCUCUGUGCCCAUCCACCCCUGCGGGAGCUACCGUUCUGUGGUAGUUGCUGCUGAGAAUCUUCAGGGCUUCAACUCGCUAAUCGCCAUCUUGCGCAACCAGGGCACUGUGGAGGCGAACGCGACUUUGCACACCACACACCGCUUAGAUCGCCUCACCAGCGGAUUGGUCCUCCUGGCAAAGACCAAGAGCUGUGCAAGAAGGGUUGGAGCCUGGUUUGCUGCUAAUCAGAUCAGGAAGACCUACCUGGCUCGCGUCAAAGGGCGCUUUGAUCAACUAGGCACCGAGGUGCCUGGAGUCACUCGGGUUGGGGACCGCGUGCGGGUUGAAGGCUACAUCAGCUGCGUUGACCGGAAGGUCGGAAAGUACAAAUUUGCUGCUGAAGUUGUGGAGGGCGAGGACGCCAAGGAUGCAGCGACGGAGUUUGAAGUUGUUGGAAUGGCCAACGACGAGGAGUGUGUUGUCCGGUGCUUUCCUGCAACAGGACGAACGCAUCAAAUCCGAGUUCACCUUCUGCACCUGGGCUUCCCCAUUGCCAAUGACAGUUGCUAUGGAGGGGAACUCCGAGAUGAUGGCACUUUGCCGCUGAUUCCUCACGUGCGCCAAGAGGCUCACUUGGAGGCCAGUCGUCCUGAAGAGGCUCAGGCUGCCACCAUGCACCCAAG